GAUAACAUACUGCAUUUGCGCUUCUAAGGCUUCCCAAGAAAGCAGCUGCGCCAAACUGCACUCACAGUCACAGCUGCACUCAGGCCGGCUUCCUUGCCAAUUCUGUGCUAUGUCGGUGAUCUGUUGAUAUAAUUAGCUGUCAGUGUACGAUGCCAACUUCUUUGAGCCAUGUCCCUCGGGGCAGGUUCCUGCCCUACAUCCCGGCGGACAACAAGACCUGGGCUGCCGACGAUGUCAUUCGGGCCAUCAAUGACGACCUUGCAGAGCUGCUGAGCGCCCCGGCCUCGGAGUUCUGGGCCACGGUGCGCGACGACGCCUCGCUGCACGUGUGCCUGGACACCUACCUCCGCCACAAGCGGCGUGUGUUUGACGACCCCGGCGGCGGCGACGACGCGGAGGGCGGCGGCGUGGCCUCCAGUGCCGCCAGCCAGCAGCUGGCGCGGCGCGUGUUCAUGGUGCUGCUGAGGCUCGUGACGCCCCCCGAGGCCGACCCCGGCGGCCCGCCCGCCGCCACGCGCGCUGGUCUGCUGUACGACGGCUGGCUGCUGCACGUGCCCGAGCUGAUGGACGUGGCGGCGCUGUACGGCGGGGCAAACCCGGGGCUGACACGCAAGUUCCUGGAGCAGGUGUUUGCGCUGCAGCCGCGCUACUGGGAUGACCUGGCCGCCGCGGCGCCGCUGCUGGCAGGCAACCUGGCGGAGGUGGUGCAGCGGGCCAGCGCGGGGGCGGAGCGGGCGCUGCGCAGCGCGGGCGGCGGCGGCGGCGCGGGCGGCAGCAGCGGCGGCGUCAGCGGGGUGCAGCUGCGGGAGCUGGCGGACGCGGUCGACUACCUCCGCGACGCCGCCCUCACACUCGCCGCAUUCGCCGCCGCCGCGCCGCCCGCCGCCGCGCGCCUGCUGCUGGAGGCUGACGGCGGCGGCCUGGUGCUGGCGGCGGCGGCGGCACACGACCGCCUGCUGCCGCAGCUGGGGCGGCUGCUCGCAUCCAGCAGCAGUAGCAGCAGCGGUAGCGGCAGUAGCAGCAGUCAGGCCUUCUCCUCCUCCUCCGCCGCCGCCAAGCUGGCCCCGCUGGCCGCCUGCUGCCGCCGCCUGGGGGCGGUGCUGCUCAAGUACGGCGGCUGCGGCGCGGCGCCGCCGGGCGGAGCGCCGCCGCCCAGGCCCAUGCCGCAGGCGGCCGAGGCGCAUGGCAACGAAUUGAUGACCCUCCUCAUGGCGCUAGCCUCCUCCGCGCCGGCGGCGGGAGGGGCGGGAGGCAGUGCCGGCGGCGGCGGCGGCGGCGGCGGCGGCUACUUGUCGCUGCUCAACGCCGAGUACGGACUGGACGCGGAGCUGGCGGCGGCGGUGGUGCAGGGGCAGCUGGUCCUGGACGACGCCCAGUUCGACUACCUGCUUGCGCUCAUGGGCGGCAGGCCGCACGUGAUGCAGGCGGCGAGGCAGCAGCAGCAGCAGCAGGCGGGGGGCAGCAGGGGCGGCAGUGGCGCCAGCGGCAGCAGGGGUGCAGGAGCAGGAGGCAGUGGGGGAGCGGCAGCAGCAGCAGCAGGAGCUGGUGGGGGAGGUGGUGUGGGCCCCAGCCGGCCGAGGGAGGACCCGGCGGCGGCGGCGCGGCGCGCGGCGCUCGUGUCGCAGGUCCGGGACCUGCUGCCUGACUACGGGGCCGGGUUCGUGGCGGCGUGCCUGGAGGCGUACGGCGACAACACGGAGACGGUGAUCAACCGAUUGCUGGAGGGCAGCCUGCCACCGCACCUCGCAGAGCUAGACACACAGCUAGCCACGUGGCCACCCGCCGGCAUCUCCCCCGCCGCCGCCUCCGGGCCGGGGCCCUCCGCCUCCUCCGCCUCCGGCGCAGGCCCCUCCACCUCUUCCGGAGCAGGGCCCUCGGGCAGUGGCGGCGCGGCGGGCGCGAUGUCGUCAUGGAGCUCGCUUGCAGGCCUGGCGGCGGCGGCGGCGCCGGCGGCGCCCGCCAUGCCGCCGCCACCGGGCGCUCCCGGCGGCGCGGCGUUUUGGAAGACGGGGGCUGGCGGCGGAGGCGGCGGCGGCAAGAUGCACCGCGGCACGCUCAAGACGCUGGACCGCGUGGACCGCGACGUCCGUACACUCACCUCCCGCAUGGGCGAGGAGCUGCAGUGGGAGUACGACGACGAGUACGACGACUCCUUUGACGACCUGGCGGCUGGCGGCGCCGACGGCGUGGCAGACGCCGAGGGAGACGACGACGACCGCCGCGGCGGCGGCGCCGCCGGCGGGCGCCCGGUGGCGAUGGUUUCGGCGGCGGCGGCGGCGGCGGCGGCGGCGCCUGGCGGCGCCGCCGGGGCAGGCAGGAGCCGGCUGGGCGCGGCUGCGGCUGCGGGCGGGUAUGAGGAUGGGCCCAGUGACGGCGGCGCCCGCCGCCCGGCGGCAGGCGCGAUGGGAGCCGGACGGCCGGCGGCGGCGGCGGCUGGCGGGGGCGGUCGGGCCGCUGGAGCGGCGGGGCCGUCAGAAACGCCGCGCCGCGCGCCGACGUUCAUGGGCUCUGCGCCGCCGGCCGCCGGCGGCGGAGGCCGCGGUGGCGGAGCCGGCGGCGGCCGCGGCGCUGGCCCGGCCGGCGGCGGGCGUGGCGGGCGUGGCGGCGGCGGCGGCGAGCGGCUGUGGGUGUUGGACGGCAAGAUUUACAACUAUGCCAAGGAGGGCGCCCAGGCGGUGUCCAGUCGGCAGGAGGCGGACGCGGCGCUGGAUGCCGCCAAGCAGGCAGCCAUGGCAAUCCACGGCCUGGGUCCCGGUGGCAACAAAGGGGUCAUGCGGCAACCGCACCACCAACAACAACAACAAGGUGGUGGCGGCGGCGGCGGCGGAGGCGGCGGAGGCGGCGGCGGAGGCAGUGACAGUGAUGAUGGCCCGGACGGCAACGGCGGCGCUGGCGGCCGUGGUACCGGUGGCCGGGGUGGCAGCGGCGGUGGGCGUGGCGGCGGCGACGGCGGGCGCGGCGGCGGCGAAGGCGGCAGCAACCCCCAGCGGAGCUACGCGCGAAAGGAGCAGAACAAGGCGGCUGUGGCCAACCACCACCGGAAGGACCGCGCGCUGCGAAAACAAGGCAUGUUCUGAGCCAGUGCCUUCGUGGUGGCAUUGUAGUGCCCUUGGCAGUUUUUGACGAUAUCAGGCAGGUUGGCAGGUUUGCUAAGGUUGUCAAGCUUCUCAAGGUUGCUAGGUGGCCGGAGUGCUGGCUACCGUAGACAGGGGAUGGCUGAAAGGUAGUGUGCGUGUUGCGGAGAUGUGCGUGUGCGUGUGACCGUGUGUGCAACGACGGGAUGUGUCUAUGUCUGUCACGUUGCUGCGUUUGCCGGUGGCCGACUUGCUGGCCGGACUCAGGCCAUGGAUUGCCUGGCAUGAAGGCGCUGACCGGCUGACGAGAUGCCAGGUUGCGAUUAGAGUAGGUGGUUUGGGGUGUGUGUGCCUGGGCGGGUUGGCCCCAUCGACCCCUGUGGUGCUGCGUGCACGGGGGCUUGCGCCUUGCGGACUGUGCACUGCUCCGGUAGGUGUAGGCGGAGAUGGCACAGGCAAAUCCGUGUCACCUGUCCGUGCUUACGGCAGUCUUGGCUGAGGAGCUUUGCAUUGGAACUCGGGCACAGUUGCAACACAAGCGUGUGCAGUGCGUGCGCUGUGCGGCAGCGGGCACAGGAGCGUGAUCUUGAGAGCACGGGCAGUGGCACUACGGUCCCAACUUGUAUCCACCAAUUGGCUGUCUUUACAUCCAUC
Chlamydomonas reinhardtii is the source of this 3728-nucleotide messenger RNA. RefSeq lists its product as uncharacterized. NCBI's taxonomy places the organism in Eukaryota, Viridiplantae, Chlorophyta, Chlorophyceae, Chlamydomonadales, Chlamydomonadaceae. Bases 150 to 3077 code for a protein of 975 amino acids. Gene Ontology annotation, molecular function: ubiquitin binding. The transcript is spliced from 14 exons. The record is from RefSeq and is a predicted model, not a curated record.